Molecule: messenger RNA, 2859 nt
Organism: Neoarthrinium moseri
Lineage: Eukaryota; Fungi; Ascomycota; Sordariomycetes; Amphisphaeriales; Apiosporaceae
Exons: 4
Coding region: 1-2859 (952 amino acids)
Biological process (GO): DNA-templated transcription; regulation of DNA-templated transcription
Molecular function (GO): zinc ion binding; DNA-binding transcription factor activity, RNA polymerase II-specific; DNA binding
Source: RefSeq, a predicted model, not a curated record
AUGAGCCGGCGUCUCGUAGGACCGCCCAUUCUACCCAUUGAGCUAUCAGGCUACAACACAGCUCGCGCGACCUACCACGUCUCUGCUCUUGCCGCUUCUGCUGCGCCUAAUCCCCGAGCCGGUCGCGACGUGCAGUCGGCGCCUCGACUGGUCCUAGGCCGACGGACCGGCGACCAAGGAAUGGAGGAGGGACCGCAAGGCCAAGGCCAGGCCCGAGCUGGCCACACCAGUUCCGAGCCCGCGUCGGCCACCUCGGAGAAGCAUCCAGCCCCCGGCAGCUCGUCCGCCAACCACGACGCCGCCAGCAAGAGGCGCCGAGGUCUCGGGAUCGUGACCCCGAACGCCUGUACCGAAUGUCGCAAGAAGCGCGCCAAAUGCGACGGACAAAAGCCCUGUGGCAGGUGCAGGUCGCAGAACGUUGACUGCGUCUACGAAAUCCCCGUCCGCCAGUCCAAGGAGAACCUGCGCAGCGAGAUUGAGCAGCUGAGGAAGCAGCAGCGCCAGAGCGACUCGGUCAUCGAGGCCCUGGGUAAGCCGGGGCUGUGGGAGGAGGUUCUAAGCAAGUUGCGCAACGGCCAGAGCGUCGAUAGCAUAUCCGAAUGGCUCGGCGGCGUCAUGCCUUCAGGCAGCGGCGCCGUGCCCAGCUACCCUCGCGUAGAGCCUAAGACGAGCACGGGUAUAACGCUGCCACCGCUGUCCGGUAUGGGCUUUGGAAAUAUAGGGAGCACCGGGAGCGCAAACGUCCCAGGCGGCUUUGGCAGUGGUAUCUUGCCGCUGGCCCCGCAGCUGGCUCAGAAACACGAGUACGACCAGAACAGCCCCUGGGCAUUCUCGUCACAUAGCCAGACGCAGUCGACCCGGAGCGAUUCCCAUCCCGAUAUCAUGCAGUGGACCGCCGAGCUGCCACCACAUAACCGUGUGGGCAGCUGGGUGCAGGACCAGGCCUCGACCACCGAUAACUCUCGCUACCACGGGCUGGAUCAGAUGAUUGCCCCUGUCGGCUCCCCCGAGAUGAAGGUGCCGCCAGCCCGGUGGACCAACGUGACUGCCGACAACGCCUUGGUACGCCACCUUCUCGCCCUGUACUUUUGCUGGGAAUACCCGACUUUCGCCUCGCUCAGUAAGGAGCAUUUCAUGAAGGAUUUCCUCGAUGGCAGGCCCAGGUACUGCUCGCCAAUCCUGGUGAACGCCCUGCUCGCCCUCGGCUGCAGGUUCUCGAAUCAGCCCAACACCCGGGCCAACGAGAACGACCCGAGCACCUCGGGUGACCACUUCUUCAAGGAGACCCUGCGGUUGCUCUACCGCGAAACCAACCACCACACCCUGACGACGAUCCAAGCAUUGGGCAUCAUGUCCAUUCGCGAGGCGAGCUGCGGACGGGACUCGGAAAGUUGGUACUACGCUGGCCAGAGUGUGCGCAUGGCCAUUGAGAUGGGCUUGCACCGACUCAGCGAUGACGGGGACGAGGACGAGAUCGCCGUGCAAGGGGCCACGUUCUGGGGCGCCUUUGCUCUGGACCACGCAUGGUCGCUGGCCACCGGCUCUCUGCCACAGUCUUCCUGCUUUCCCCAUCUCCCUCCGAAGCCUGCCAUCAUUGACGAUGUCGAGGCCUCCCUGUGGGUGCCGUACACAGACGACGGUGCACCUCUGCAGCGGUCCUGCGAGCAGCCGUCCAAUGUGCGCUCCGUGUACAAAUGUUUCUGUGAACUGAGCGAGCUGGUCCACCAAUCUCUAUACGUGCUGCACUCGCCCGGCAAGCCCGUGACCAGCCGCGACCUCCUGAACAUCUACACCCAGUACCUGAACUGGUAUGACAGGAUACCCGAGGUUCUGCGCCUGGGCCAUAACUUCACCCCGGCCGUCCUGUUCGCGCACAUGUACUACCACUUCGCCAUCCUGCUGCUCUUCCGGCCGUUGAUCAAGUUGCGCAUCAUCGGCUCCAGCAUUUUGCCCCGUGAUGUAUGCAUCCAGGCUGCAGACGCCAUACAAGGCCUUCUCAAAUCGUAUUCACAGCUAUAUACCCUGCGACGCACGCCGUCGUUCGUACCUUACUUUGUCCUCACUUCGGCAAUAAUGCACCUGGCAGUGGGCACUUCGAAUGCCUCUACUCAGGGAGGGUCCGACGCUGCCGUAUCGGAACCCUCGACGGCCAAGGGUGCCGAAGGGGACGCUGACCAUGCUCACCCGAGGCCGUCAUCUUCCAGCACGGCAGGCCCCAAGUCACCCGCCAGCAAUUCGACCGCGAAGCCAAGUGGUUCCCGCGUCGCCGAAGCCAUCAACCAGGGGAUUGCCGACCUCACGGAAAUGGCGCCAUGUCAUAACUUUGCCGAGCAGGCCCUCCAUAUCCUCCGGUACCUAGCCAAGAAGUGGAACAUCAAGAUCAAGAUCCCGCCUCCGGAGCAGGCGCUCUCCAAGGAGGAUUCUGACCAGCUCGUGAAGCCGCAGACGAGCAGCUUGAACUUUUUCACUCCCAACGUCGCCGAGACGGACUUCAUAUGCAACUGGGGUACCCCAGAAAAGUCCGGCACCUCGCCAGGUGAGGAGAUGUCUGGCGCGCAGGCACUAGUCGAGGAUCAGCAAGCUCAGGACGGGAUCAAACCCAAGUCUUUCCGUGCGUCGCCAAAGGCAAGCGCCAUGAAGCAAGACAAUGACCACAAUAUGGAGGACGUCGGUAACAUGGGAGCAGCGGCCGAGGGGGGCGAGCCGCUCCGCCCGGCGCAGACGGACUUGGGGCUCGGACCCAUGGCACACACGGCCAAGAGUCUGGAGAACCCGUUGUUCUGGCCGUUCCCCAUGCAAGGAAGACCUAUGCUGCCAUCGGGACGGCAGUUGGAGGAGGCCGGGUUCUGCCUACUCUAG